AUGUUUGGUGAGUAUGACUGUGAGAGAUCGACCAUGUCUGGUGAUGGGAAAUUUCAGUUUGCCAUUGACAGAGGUGGCACAUUUACUGAUGUAUGGGCCAAAUGUCCCAGCGGAAAAAUUCGUUUAAUGAAGUUAUUGUCUGAAGAUCCUGCUAACUAUGACGAUGCACCAAAAGAAGCAAUACGCAGAAUUAUCCAUCAAGAAAUGGGUUCAUUGCCAACAAAGACAACACCCAUUGAUACUUCUCUUAUAAGCUGGAUAAGGAUGGGAACUACAGUUGCCACUAAUGCCUUGCUGGAAAGAAAAGGUGAACGGAUGGCACUGGUGAUAACAAAAGGGUUCAGAGAUUUGCUGCACAUUGGGAAUCAGUCUCGUCCUAACAUCUUUGACUUGGAAAUUGUGAGCCCAGAAAACUUGUAUGAGGAAGUGAUUGAAGUGGAAGAGAGGCUGGUGCUGAGACGAGAAGAUUGUCAACUUAAGAAACACAUGGGUACAGUUACAGGAGUCACAGGGGAACUGCUGGAUACAUGGAAGCCACUGAACCUGGGCCAGUUGGAGCUGGAUUUAAGGGUGGUCCUGGAGAAAGGCAUCAGAAGUCUAGCGGUAGUGCUCAUGCACUCUUACAUCUAUUCAGGUCAUGAAGAACUUAUAGGCAAACUUGCACAAGAAAUUGGCUUUACAAAUGUCUCGCUGUCAUCUAAGGUCAUGUCGAUGGCGCGUAUUGUGCCUAGAGGGUACACAGCGUGUGCUGAUGCCUAUUUAACUCCUUGUAUCAAGAAAUAUGUUGAUGGCUUUAGAACAGGCUUACAGGGUGCCAAGAUAUUAUUUAUGCAAUCAGAUGGGGGACUGACACCAAUGGAAAGUUUCAUGGGUUCUCAUGCUAUACUGUCUGGCCCUGCUGGGGGUGUGGUGGGGUACGCUGAGACUACAUACUGCAAGGAUACCAAAGUUCCUGUCAUUGGCUUUGAUAUGGGAGGUACCUCCACUGAUGUCAGCAGGUUUGCUGGUGACUACGAACAUGUGUUUGAGACCACAACAGCUGGGGUCACCAUACAAGCUCCCCAGCUGGACAUCAACACAGUGGCUGCAGGGGGUGGCUCUCAGCUGUUCUUCAGGUCAGGCAUGUUUGUUGUAGGGCCGGAGUCUGCUGGCGCUCACCCUGGUCCUGUCUGCUACAUGAAAGGUGGGCCCCUCACAAUCACGGAUGCCAACCUUUGUCUAGGGCGGCUGCUGCCAGAAUUUUUUCCUUGUAUUUUUGGUAAAGAUGAAAACAUGCCACUAGACAAGCAAGCCACUAUGGAAGCUUUUGAUAAGCUGACAGCUGAGGUGAAUGCUUUUCUGACGAGUCAACACAAUGAAGACUCCCCAUUUACACCAAUGAGCAGAGAAGAAGUAGCGCUGGGUUUUAUCCGUGUGGCUAAUGAAACAAUGUGUCGGCCAAUCAGGGCUUUAACUCAGGCCAAAGGUUAUGACACAUCUCGUCACAUCUUAGCGUGUUUUGGUGGGGCAGGAGGACAACACGCUUGUGCUAUAGCUCACUCUCUAGGCAUGCAGGAGGUCUUCAUACACAGAUACGCUGGUAUUCUGUCUGCAUACGGCAUGGCUCUAGCAGAUGUUGUGUACGAGGCACAGGAACCCUGUUCUCUAACAUACAGUGCAGAAAACGUGCAGAAACUAGAUGAAAAACUUGAUGCAUUGAAAUCAAAAUGUGAACAAGUUCUUCUAGAGCAAGGCUUUGACAUGCACCAGGUUGAGACCCAGCCCUUCCUCCACCUGCGCUAUGAAGGAACAGACUGCGCCCUCAUGUGUUCUAACCAGUUCCCUGCCAGAGAAGGUUCCAGUUCUUUGGGGGAUUUCCAGGCUGCUUUUAUAAACAGGUACCAGAAUGAAUUUGGCUUCACUUUGAAAGAUAGAAAAAUAUUUGUGGAUGACAUAAGAGUGAGGGGUAUAGGCAAGUCAUUAGCGGCCACACACACCAGUAUACCUAAGGCUGAAGGAGCCCCCACCCCAGAGAAGACGGUCAAGUGUUAUUUUGAGGAUGGCUGCCUUGACACCCAUGUUUACCUGCUUGAGAACCUGCGUGCAGGACAUCAGCUGUGUGGACCCUGCAUAAUCAUUGAUCAAAACAGCACCAUCUUGGUGGAGCCUGACUGCACAGCAGAGAUCAGUUCCCAUGGUGACGUCAGGAUCAAAGUUCAAAGCUCCAACAAAAAAGUGUUUGGAACAGAUUUGAAUGCCAUCCAGCUGUCAAUCUUUAGUCACAGAUUCAUGAGCACAGCCGAGCAGAUGGGACGUGUACUUCAAAGAACAUCUAUAUCAACCAACAUUAAGGAACGUUUAGACUUUAGCUGUGCCAUGUUUGGACCAGAUGGGGGUCUGGUGGCCAAUGCUCCUCACAUUCCAGUCCAUUUAGGGGCCAUGCAGGAAACUGUGCAAUAUCAGAUGAAAACAUUAGGAGACCAGUUCAGGGAUGGUGAUGUCAUACUAAGUAACCACCCAGAGGCUGGCGGAAGUCACCUGCCUGACCUGACUGUCAUCACACCUGUGUUCUAUCAAGGCCAGCCAAAACCAGUAUUCUUUGUUGCCAGUAGAGGUCACCACGCAGACAUUGGGGGGAUAACUCCUGGCUCAAUGCCACCUCACUCGACCUCAAUUUACCAAGAGGGGGCUGUGUUCAAGUCUUUCAAGCUAGUAGAGGAAGGCCAGUUUAAAGAGAAGGAGCUGAUUGAAGCCUUCAAUGCCCCAUCCAAGUACCCUGGGAGUAGUGGAUCCAGGAACCUGCCUGAUAACAUCAGUGACCUCAAAGCUCAGGUGGCUGCUAACCACAGGGGCAUCAAGCUGAUCACAGAGUUGAUCACAGAAUAUGGCCUUGAUGUGGUGCAGGCUUACAUGAAGUACAUUCAGGAAAAUGCUGAGGUUGCUGUCAAGGAAAUGCUUCGAGAAAUCGCAAAGAAAACCAAAGAGAGGACGGGCAAGACGGAGCUCUAUGCUGAGGACUUUAUGGAUCACGGCAGCAAAAUUUGUCUGUGUGUUCAGAUUGAUGAAGUAGAGGGCACAGCUGUGUUUGAUUUCACAGGGACUGGAUACCAAGUCCAUGGCAACACUAACGCCCCUAGAGCCAUCACCCUGUCUGCCAUUAUCUACUGCAUGAGGUGCAUGGUUGGCCAUGAUGUGCCACUCAACCAGGGAUGUCUGGCCCCACUCAAGGUCAUCAUGCCAAAGGGCAGCAUCAUUGACCCCUGCGAGUCAGCUGCUGUGGUGGGUGGCAAUGUGCUGACGUCACAGAGAAUUGUGGAUGUUGUCCUUAAAGCCUUUGGUGUGUGCGCAGCAUCCCAGGGUUGCAUGAACAACAUCACAUUUGGUGAUGAAAAACUUGGCUACUACGAGACUGUGGCUGGGGGAGCUGGGGCGGGCCCAACUUGGCAUGGUAGAAGUGGUGUACACACCCACAUGACCAACACAAGAAUCACAGACCCUGAAAUUGUUGAAAAGAGGUACCCUGUGGUUCUCCAGUGUUUCAAGCUCAACCCUGGAUCUGGGGGAGAAGGCCAGUUUAGGGGAGGGGAUGGUGUGGUCAGGGAGAUGCUGUUCCGGAAACCUUUCACUUUGUCUUUGUUGACUGAGCGCAGGGUGUUUGCCCCCUAUGGACUUGAAGGAGGUCUCCCUGGCAAGUGUGGCCACAACCUGAUGUUCUAUGCUGAUGGCAGGGUCAUCGACCUUGGUGGAAAAAGCUCUGUUGUAGUAGGGCCUGGGGAUGUGUUUUACUUAGAAACUCCAGGUGGGGGAGGAUUUGGUCAGCCAGGCUCAUCUGCUAACUCAGUCAACAAAACAAGGGGUCAGCGCUUUAUCCAGUCCGGCAGUUUAUUUAGCUACAGGCUGUUGCAAGAGUCAGCUUGAAGCUUUAUUGUGUUAGUCUGUGUCAUGUGGUAAUCUCUCACUGAUUGUGUUUAAAUGUUUUCUGUUAUCUGUACUGACUUCUCUGUUAUCUGUACUGAUUAUGUUUAAAUGUUAUCUGUACUUGCUGUUUAAAUAUUCUGUUAUCUGUACUGACUGUUUAACUAUUCUGUUAUCUGUACUGAUUAUGUUUAAAUGUUAUCUGUACUUACUGUUUAAAUAUUCUGUUAUCUG
Molecule: messenger RNA, 4128 nt
Organism: Physella acuta
Lineage: Eukaryota; Metazoa; Mollusca; Gastropoda; Physidae
Product: 5-oxoprolinase
Biological process (GO): glutathione metabolic process
Cellular component (GO): cytosol
Molecular function (GO): 5-oxoprolinase (ATP-hydrolyzing) activity
Source: RefSeq, a predicted model, not a curated record